AGCGCUGCCGGCGCUGAUGUGUCUUUCCCUCUGAUGUUCCGCUGCCAGUGUUGAGAAAGCGGUGCACGGUUCUCUACAGUACACGCACAAUAUCCAUAACACUACAGAACAAUGGUUAAAAUUGGGUUCCUGGUAGCACUUUUGUUCUGCCUGUGCAGAGGGGAGAGUUGCCUGAAUCCAGUCAUUACCCCAUCCACGUACACCACCAGUGAUGCAGUCAUCUCCUCAGAGUCUGUCUUCAUUGUGGAGCUCAGUUUAACAUGUGCCAAUGGAGUACAGAGUGUCGCAUUGUACGCUGAUGUCAAUGGAAGGCAGUUUCCUGUGACAAGAGGCCAAGAUGUUGGAAAGUACCAGGUGUCAUGGAGUCUCCCCCACAAGCAGGCCAGCUCAGGGACGUACCAAGUCAAAUUCUUUGAUGAGGAGUCCUAUAGUGCACUGCGCAAGGCUCAGAGGAACAAUGAGGACGUAGACACAAUCAAGCCCCUCUUCUCUGUCAACGUGGAUCACAGAGGAGCGUGGAGUGGCCCUUGGGUGUCUACAGAGGUCCUGGCUGCUGCCAUUGGCAUCUUGGUGUACUACUUUGCCUUUAGUGCGAAGUCCACCAUUCAGGCAUGAAGAACAACCACUCCUCUCACAUGCUUCAUCAGCAUUUCCAGAAAUACCUCCAUUCUCUUUUCCUUGCAUUCUUUUACACAAGACCAUUCUUUAAUUACUUGAUUUAUAAGAUCUGAUUGUCAUACUGCAUAAGGCAUAUUAUUCACAGAAGACGUGGUGUUUUGAUAUUUAUUUAUUUUUUUCAUUUUGAUCAGAUGUAAUUAUUUUUUGUUCUUUUUUUGGUCGUUAAGUGUGCAUGUUGGCCCCCUGCUGAUCCUGAAAAGACUUUUGUACAAUAACCACUGUAACUGUAUGCUACAGUGGAUUAGGCUUUUAGGCUAUAUCUUUCAUACUGUAAGCUCAGUUGUAAAUACAAGCAGAAAGAAUUAUGUUUCAGUCAUACCAAUAGAGACAGUGACCGUGUUUUACAUUCAUUUGUAUUGUGACAAGGAAUAAACCAUUUCAAAUGUUGA
Pygocentrus nattereri (red-bellied piranha) is the source of this 1067-nucleotide messenger RNA. Its product is annotated as translocon-associated protein subunit delta-like. Gene Ontology annotation, cellular component: membrane; endomembrane system; endoplasmic reticulum. The coding region runs from base 112 to 615 and encodes 167 amino acids. NCBI's taxonomy places the organism in Eukaryota, Metazoa, Chordata, Actinopteri, Characiformes, Serrasalmidae. The transcript has 6 exons. The record is from RefSeq and is a predicted model, not a curated record.